UUAAUUAAUUAAUUACCCAUUUAUACAACAUCACGUGCAUUAAGUUUGCAAGUCACGUGAAAGUUGAGUUCACGAGAGGUGCCUCUAUGAGUACGAGAUUGUGUUUGAGUCAUCGUCUCAUGUUCUCCUCACUGUAAAGAUCUAGCACAUAUCUUUGUGCUGAAAACAAGCAAUGCGACUCAAAACUGUCAUUCUCUUGACAUCUGGGUGGCUUAGCACAGCCCUAGUAGUCCUGGUUGUAACAACUACACAAGAUGAGAAGCCAAUAGGAAAAUCUCUCAAACUACGAGCCAAUCUAGAAAAAAGGAUCAACACCAGAAGAACAGAAGUCAAUCCGUUGAGCAAGAUACCAAAGAUUCAAACAACUAUAUCAGCUGCAAAUGUGAGAAAUCCAAUGUCAGACGUCAGUUACAAAAUGACAUUAAAGAAAAGACUAAAGGCUCUCAAUGACAGACAGAUAUGUGCACUAGACCUUGAUUCAGUUGAAGAAUUAAAAACUCCAACUGUGAACAGAAAGUUUAUAACAAUUAUGGCUACUUUCCGAUCAGGAUCCAGUUUCCUUGGCAGUUUGUUUGAAAGGAGUCAACAGGUCCUGUAUUUCUACGAACCAUUCAAAGGUGUGAUGGACAAGACAGGGCUCAAGCAAGAUGCAAUCACAGAACUUCUUCAUUCUAUUGCCUCGUGCUCAUUUUCUUCACCUCUAUCGAGACAACUCAUCGAUGACAUAUCAGCUUCAACGUAUUUCCCUCGUACUGCAAGUCGAGCUUUUGUUUUCCCCCCAUUCUGCUCAAAAUGGUGCACUAGACACUGGUUAUGCCCACCAUUACAACACAAAGAUGUCAAUCACGUAUGUCUGAAAAAGCAGGCUGUAGUAGUCAAAACUAUUCGUAUAGAAAACAUCUCAAUUCUCCAUACCUAUGCCAGAUCAAAUGGAAAUUCCAUUCCCAUGUAUGUGCUUCAUCUUGUAAGGGAUCCAAGACUAACCAUAAUGUCUCGACUCAAUGUAGCUAAGCAUGGAGCUCUUUAUAAUUCUCUAUCACAGUUUCAAAACUACAGCAACAACAUCUCAGAGUGGACGAGGCGUGAAUCAAGAUUAUUGUGUUCUAAAAUGAGAUACAAUAUCAAUGCUCUAAGAGGUACCAGUUUAUUUAACUGGGAGUAUGAUUGGAUUGCAUAUGAAGAUCUCAUUCGCAAUCCAUACUACACUGUUCGAAAACUUUAUCAACGGUACGGUCUUAAACUAACACCUGAUGUAACACAGCACAUAGCUGUGAAUACAAAGAUGUCAGCUAGCAGUCAGGAACAGAAAGAGCUCUUCUCCAUCAAACGCAAUCUGCAAGUAUCCCAGCUGGUCUGGAAUCGUUUAAUUCGAGAUCCUGUCAUCAAACAAUAUAUUAAAAUAGUGGAGUAUAUGUGCAAAGAUGUCAUAGACUUCUAUGGCUACAACUAG
This is a messenger RNA of Corticium candelabrum, 1450 nucleotides long. Its product is annotated as carbohydrate sulfotransferase 6-like. Lineage: Eukaryota; Metazoa; Porifera; Homoscleromorpha; Homosclerophorida; Plakinidae. The record is from RefSeq and is a predicted model, not a curated record. The transcript has a single exon. The coding region runs from base 173 to 1450 and encodes 425 amino acids. Gene Ontology annotation, biological process: N-acetylglucosamine metabolic process; sulfur compound metabolic process. Gene Ontology annotation, molecular function: N-acetylglucosamine 6-O-sulfotransferase activity.